AUGGCCUGGUGGUGGAAGGGGAUGAGAGCGAUAGACGGUCGCGGGAGGCUGAAGGUCGUCGUGAUUGACUUGGCCAAGUGGGCCGCUGCGAGCACGGCAGUGUAUGAUCAGGUCUUGCCUCAACACUGGGUGGACGACAGCAUCACCGACGUGAGUGUUAACAGUGGGCGGGCGUAUGGUGACGACAGGAUCGGGAGGGAGAACAAACAUCGGAUUCAUGAUCCCCCAUUCAAAGAAUGGGAGAUGCACGAAUUUGAGGUAGGGCCCGAUGUUAGGCGGGGAGCGGUAGGCAACAGCGGGCCUCAUAGUGGUCAUACAGCCAGAAUUUUGGGCGCGUUCCUCCAAGGCGCGCAGUGGUUGUCCUCGUCGUCAGCCGUCGGCAUCCCGACUUUCCUCCUGCUAUCCCGCUCGAUCCCUCCCGCCCUUUCCCGCCCCCACACACCCUCGACUGUCCCCCACAGCCCAGCCCUACUCUCCUGCAUGGCCCUGCACCGUUUUAGAGCCCUGCUGCUGGGUGGGUCGGAAUGGGGGGCCCUCAUUCAUAUACACUGUCAUGAUUCGUUCAAUUUAGCGCAAAAUAGAGUCAUCAUCGCCUUCAAGCCCUUACAUAUCACAUUUGCUCAGCGAGUCUCUCUUACAAUCCUGCUCGAAAUUCUCGGUUCCGGAAUCUUUUUGUCAGCUAUCAGGAAUGUUGGUCCCCGUCCUGUGCUAUGGUCUCUCUUGGCUGCUGCUGUCGCUCCUGAGGUGCAACUAGGAAACACCAGGCUCAUUGGAAGAGUCUUUGGAAGUCAGUCAACAACGCAUAACGAGGCUCAAAGAAUUUUAGGCUUCCCUGUUUACAGGGUGCAAGUUGUUCCUGACGCGUCUGACAAUCCAUCCUUGGGGUCCCCAUAUGGCAUCGGAAAAGAAACCUUUGGGUUACCGUCAGGCUUUAAGAGGGCGUUUGUGAUGGACGUUUGCCAGUUCCCCGUGGAUCAGAGAUACUCUUUCAUCCACGGAGCACUGAGUUCCCCCACUGAACUUGAGUCUUCGAUCUUGCUGAGUGAAAUGAUGAUCGGCUACUGGAUUUCUUUUGCUACGAACUUGGAUCCCAAUGACUCGGAUGGCUUAGGAGGGUCUCCAAUUGUCAGGUCCUUUCUGACCAAAGUACACGUCAGAGAAUUAGGGUUGGGAUACACCCUAGAUUCGCGGCUUGGAGUGAUGCUGCCAGGCUUGGAUGAAAAGGUGUUCAUAAUAUCCUUGUUGAUGGAGAAAAGAACUGCAUUAGGAUCAUUACAGCUGGACAUCUGCAAUCAGCAUUACUCUCCGGGCCAAGACAAAGAAUACACGUGUGCCUGCGGGAAGCAGGUAGUCGAUGCCGCCGGUACACCAUCCCUUCGUGUCCAUUCUACGUAA
Molecule: messenger RNA, 1395 nt
Organism: Desarmillaria tabescens
Lineage: Eukaryota; Fungi; Basidiomycota; Agaricomycetes; Agaricales; Physalacriaceae
Exons: 10
Coding region: 1-1395 (464 amino acids)
Source: RefSeq, a predicted model, not a curated record